Melanotaenia boesemani (Boeseman's rainbowfish) is the source of this 4032-nucleotide messenger RNA. It is a transcript of the gene brd2b, whose product is annotated as bromodomain containing 2b. The coding region runs from base 108 to 2579 and encodes 823 amino acids. The transcript is spliced from 12 exons. Gene Ontology annotation, cellular component: chromatin; nucleus. The record is from RefSeq and is a predicted model, not a curated record. Gene Ontology annotation, biological process: chromatin remodeling; regulation of DNA-templated transcription. Lineage: Eukaryota; Metazoa; Chordata; Actinopteri; Atheriniformes; Melanotaeniidae.
UUUGGUAGCCAUUUCAUUCCGGGAAUUGCAUAGUGUUCAUUCACUCGAAGUGCAGCGUCAACACUGGUGGAAAAAUUGGGUGGUAAUAAUACUCCGCCCUCAACCCAAUGGAAGCAACCGUCAACCCACUUCUCGACAGCUCUCUGGUUGGGUUGUCCAGUGGCAUGAUGGACCAGCAUACCAGCUCGGGUAAACGCAUUCGCAAGCCAUCCCUGUUGUACGAGGACUUUGAGAGUCCUUCUCUACCACACACAAUGCCCCAAGCACCCCCAGCCCCUCCACAGCCCCCUGUGAAGGAUCCCAGCCGGCAAGGCCGCAUGACCAACCAACUGCAGUACCUCCAGAAAACCUUGAUGAAGUGUCUCUGGAGGCACCACUUUGCCUGGCCUUUCCAUGAACCUGUGGAUGCCUAUAGGCUUAACCUACCGGAUUAUCAUAAAAUUAUUAAACAACCCAUGGACAUGGGAACCAUAAAGAAACGUUUGGAAAACAGCUUCUAUCGCAGCGCAAGUGAGUGCAUACAGGACUUCAACACGAUGUUCACCAACUGCUACAUCUACAACAAGCCCACAGAUGACAUCGUGCUGAUGGCCCAGUCUUUAGAGAAGAUAUUUCUCCAGAAGGUGGCCCAAAUGCCCCAAGAGGAAGUUGAGCUUCCUCCACCAGCUCCACGCAGCAAAAACGGCAGAGGAAGAGGCCGCAAAUCCAGCACAUCGCGGGCUCAACAGGUGCCGGCAGUGUCCCAGUCAGCCUACUCGCCCUCUUCUUCAGACACAGGGGAGUCCAUGCUGGCUAACUCCCCCCAGACUGUUCUAACAAAAAGCCUGCCACCAGCCAACAUAAUGGGCCUGCCCCCCACACAGCCCACAACCAAGAAGAAAGGUGUAAAACGUAAAGCAGAUACCACCACCCCUUCCACCAUGGGGUUCACUGUUGGCAUGUCGGGAGCAGCACACAUGGUGGGCUUGGGCAAAGGAGGACAUGGUGGCCAAGUCCACGAUACCUCCAUGCACACAAUCUCCUCAAUGGGAGGUUUGAGCUUGGAGACCCCACCAGGGAUGGGUCUGGUCAGAAGCCCUGGAGGUCCUGUGCUCCUCCAGCCAAUGAUGGCCGGUACCGGACGCAGGGUGGGCAGCGGGCGCCCCAUCAAACCUCCCAAGAAGGACUUGCCUGAUGCUGUCCAGCCUCUGCCCUCCAAGAAAGGCAAACUAAGUCCCCAGUUGAGGUACUGCAGCGGGCUGCUAAAAGACAUGUUGUCGAAAAAACACGCUGCAUACGCCUGGCCUUUCUACACACCCGUGGACGCCACUGCACUUGGACUUCAUGACUAUCAUGAUAUCAUCAAGUGUCCCAUGGAUCUCAGCACCAUAAAGAGGAAGAUGGACUGUCGUGAGUAUAGAGAUGCUCAGCAGUUUGCCAGUGACGUCAGACUGAUGUUCUCCAACUGCUACAAGUACAAUCCCCCUGAUCAUGAUGUAGUUGGGAUGGCUCGGAAACUUCAAGAUGUGUUUGAGUUCCGGUUUGCCAAGAUGCCAGAUGAACCACACAUGGAACACACAGCCAUGCCCAUAAGUGGACAUCCAACAUCAUCCUCCUCCUCCUCUUCCUCUUCCUCCUCCUCUUCAUCUUCCACCUCGGAGAGCGAACCCAGCAGUGAAAGUGAGGAGAGCGAGAGCAGCCCCAGCUCAGACAGCGAGGAAGAGCGAGCCCAUCGCUUGGCUGAGUUACAGGACCAGGUGUGCACACAACUACGAGCUGUGCACGAGCAGCUCGCUGCCCUCUCCCAAGGCCCCAUCAUCAAGCCCAAGAAGAAGAAAGAGAAGAAGGACAAAAAGGAGAAGAAGAAAAAGAAGAAGCUAGAGAAGCACAGCCGAAGUGGCAGAAGCAGAGCGGGCUCUGAGGAAUGGAAGAUGCCGGGGAAGAUGCUGAAGAGCAAGUCUGCCAAAGCAGGAGGCUCUCAGCCAAAGAAAGGACAAGGGAAGAAGAGCAACAAGAACAGCAAGACCCCAAAAAAGCCUUUCUACCCCCAGGUGGCCACCUCCAUGCUUCCUCACUAUGACUCCGAGGAAGAGGAAGAGAUUGUCCCCAUGACAUAUGACGAGAAGCGCCAGCUUAGCCUUGACAUUAACAAGUUACCCGGUGAGAAGCUGGGCCGUGUGGUCCACAUCAUCCAGUCCAGGGAGCCCUCACUGAGAGACACCAAUCCCGAGGAGAUCGAGAUAGACUUUGAAACGCUGAAGCCGUCCACUCUGAAAGAGCUGGAACGUUACGUCAUGACAUGUCUGAGGAAGAAGCCCCGUAAGCCUUAUGGUGAACAAGCAGCAAAGAAAGGCAGCAUUGGCAUGUCUAAAGAGGAGCUGACUUUAGAGAAGAGGAGGGAGCUGGAGAAGAGGCUGCAGGAUGUCAGUGGACAGCUCAAUUCAGUCAAGAAACCCACCAAACCUAAAGUGGAGAAACCCAGCGCUGUGGAGACUCAAGCCCAGCCCUCACGCCUCAGUGGCAGCAGCUCCAGCUCAGACUCCUCUUCCUCUUCCUCCUCCUCAUCCUCCUUGGACACCAGUGAUUCAGACUCCAGUUGAGAUGUUGAGCUGAAGCCUAAAAGGCUGAAACGCUACAAACUCAGGGACUUGGGCUGGCCCAGGACACAUCACACCCUGAAAGAUGGACCACAGCAAAAUAAUAAUAAUAAUAAAUAACGAAUGUGGGACUAAGGGACGUAGAACGUCGUUUUUGUGGAUAUUCGUAGAACCCAAACACUAAAUGCCUUGGUUUUCCCUUCCCUCCUUUUGUAAAUACCUGUACAAAUGUAUGUUUCUUUUAUAAAGAAGAUUUUUAUGGUGAUCCCUAAAGAGGGAGGCAGAGUACUAAAAAAGAAAGACGUGGAAAGAUAGGCCUUACUCCAGAUCUGCUCUGAUUAAUAGAAGUCUUGUUUUUUUUUUUUCCCCCUCUUCACCCACUUUUCCUCAGACAUGAAUGGAAUUUGAACCAGCGAUGUUUUAAUCACAAGCCUUGCUUUUUCUAAAAUCUGGUCAUUUUAGAUUGUUUGAUUUUAGAUUAACCCGAUAUUUGUUAAUGAAAAAAAUAUUUAGGGAAACAUACAAAACAAUAUUGGUCUGGGAUUUCAGCCUUUGAGUGAUGAUUAAAAUCUACUGAAUGCUGUUUUCUAUAUUCGGUCAACAUUUCAGGUUGGUAACAGUUUGAGUUUUGAUCACCUCCGUUAUGUUUACACAACUUGUACUUCUCUGCGUGACUGUGACGUUUAUGCUGCAGCCUGUUGUUAAGCCUGUACAGUAGCUCUUGAAAACAUGCUGGGAUUAUAGUACAGUAUAGAAUAAGUUUAACAUACUGUAAUUAGCUAAGAGGUUACAUAUACGUUCAGUUUGGACUGAUUUGUAGUGGCUGCAAAGUUCUAAUAAAACCCCAAUUUAAGACUGAUUUGUCUUUCAGACAUGACUGAUUGGAAAAACUCUGCAGUAUUUCUAAAUCUUUUUUCUACCUAAAAUCCCUAAAUACGCUGCCGCUCACGUUCUUCAUUACAAACACGGGCUGCUGAGGGGUAACGAUGUUAUCCCCUGUAGUUCCUUUAACAUCUGAGGUCUUGCAUUGCCAUUUCUCCACUUAUUCACACACCUGAAUACUUGGCAAAGGUUUCUUUGGAGAACUCUCGUCAUUGCAGCACUUACUGGAACAACUGAUGUAGACUGAACCUGAAAAUACAAGUUUACCUUCAGACGGUGAAGUCCUCAUAGUCUAAGUAGUUGAAGCCGUUGUUGAAUGUUCAGUAAAAGAUAUUCUUGUACAUAUUUAAACUGUAUUUGCUGUUGCACAAAAUUAUUGUAUUCUGCUGUUCAGUCUCUUUUCUGCAAUUAUGUUUCUGUUUUUUAAAAUUUUCUUUACAUGUUAGGUCAUUCCAGUUUUAUGUGUUAGGAGUUUACCGCAGCAUUGUUGCCUCUGGAUAAGCUGGUUGCUUCCUCUCAGAGGAAACUUUUCCUUUGACAUCAGUGUUUAUUAAAAUAACUUCUGUAGGAUAAA